UUGAAACUAAACGCAGUGAUGGUUUGCAUUUGAUUUGACAAUUUUGACAUUUUGACAACAAUGGUGGAGGAAAGGUGGAAUGGAACGGAAUCCAUGACAUUUUAGGCCGUGUUCUUCGUUUUCUGUGAUGAAAAAUAUCAAUAAUGAUACAUUUCUCAUUCCUAUUAUUAGAGGGGAAAUAUUUGCUAUAGUAUUCCACUCGCGUUAAACUCAAAAUAAUAAGAAUGUGUGAUGUCUGCUCUGAGUUUUCCCAGCUUUUACUAAAUUGUGAAGCAAGAUUAACUGACGAUGUCUCCCAAUAUCCGACUAUUAGUCAAUCUGAAUUGGAAACUGUAUUGAACUACAUUCUUUCAUGGCCACAAAGGCAAUGCAUGUGCUGCUACAGAGAUGUGAAGAACUUUGAAAGAUUCUACCUGGUUGUGCAGAGUAUACUCUGCCUGUCAGUGUGUCAAUUGAAACAACUGAAAGAUGACUUGAUUGAAGCAGCCAAGGCCCCAGCCCCUGAUGACAAUGCUAGCAAAGAGGAGACGAAACCUCCAGAUGAAAAAACAGCUCCUAAACUAGAAGAAAAUACUAGUGUAGGCAAAGAUGAAGUACCUACACCUAAAGAACCAGACACAAAAACAUUACAGGAGGAAAAGCCAGAAAAGAAAGAUGAAGAACAGAGGGAUACCAACAAACCCUCUUCAUCAACAGCUGAAGAGGGAGAAGUGUGGCCAAUGCAACAGAAGGAAAAGCUCCUGCAUAUUGUUUCAAAGAUAUUUUUACUUAACUUCCCGCUGUACUUAGCCUGCAAACACUCCGCCCUCAGUAGACUUGAUGACCUCACAGCUCAAGAAAUAUCCAACUUAAGUUCUUAUUGUGAUCUCCAUGACACUGAAAUUCCUGCAUAUUUACUUAGAAAUGUCAGUUUAUUUUGCAAGCUGGGUGGAGUCUGCGCCAUGACCUCUGUGUUUGAGCAUGCCACCCCAGCGUCUCUGCCGUUGUCUAUGGCACAUGCCAUUGUGGCCGCUGUGGGGAACCUCAAGCUGUGGUUGAACUUCAGGGCGGUGGCGCAGCUGUUCAUGCCAUUGAGAACAAAGAUCUUGAAGUACAUGUGCAAUUUGGAAGAUAAAGACCUGAGAGUACCAGCAGUGAAAUCUAUGGCAGACUUCAUGUGGGGAGCAGCGAAGGAGCCUCUAGAUGCACCUCUAGCCUUUGACGGUGAUGGCUUGGGGCUGGCCUUCAAGUACUUCAACAGCAGCACUCUGACCAUGCGUCUGGCUGGCAUCGCUCAGAUCAAUGCCCACAUCGCAGCCCACAACGAGCUGUGUGCUGGAGAGCCUGCCGCAGACGCAGAGCUUGCUGGGCAACAGCUGGCCCAGUGGCUUACUAAUAACAACAUCAUUGAACAUCUGUUUGGACCCAACUUGCAUGUUGAAGUAAUAAAGCAGUCGCACAUGAUCCUGAAGUUCCUGGCGGUGGAGGGCCGCAUCUCACCGGAGCACAUAGAGCUGAUCUGGGCGGCAGCGCAGCUGAAGCACUGCGGGCGGCAGGUGUACGACCUGCUGCCCGGGUUCAUCAGGGCAUUGGCACCGAAGCCGUGCACACAUCUGUAUAGCUUACUGUGUGCGCUGCCACCUAAGGAGCAUACUGAGCAGAGCCUCUACCUGGCCUCAGCACUCAUGCGCGCGAUGUGGUCGCGCGGCGCGGCGGCGGCGGAGCUGGCCACGCCCCCUCUAGGGGAGGAGGCGCUCCGCCCCCCGGCCUCCUGCAAGCCGCACCACAACUCGUCGUCAGAGGCCAGUGUCAGCAUGGACCAGACUAAUAGUGAUGAUGAUCCGUGUGAGGAGUUGAGUACAUCGGGCGAGGAGGCGGGCCCGACACCGCGCAAGCAAGCCAAACACCCUGAACAAGAAUGGCUUCGUGAAGGCGAAGAACUCGCUAAGAAAGAAUGUGCAACACUUAAGUCUUGCCAAAAACGCAGCAAGCCGCGCGCCGGCAGCAGCGGCAGCGCGAGCAGCGGCGCGGAGGAGCUGCUGCGCCCGCGCAAGAAGAAGCUCUACAAGAAGCGCCACAAGCCCGGCAAGACGCGCCACUUCCCAGCAGCACAACUGAAGACGGCCGAGCUGGCGGAAUCAGUCUCAGAAGUGGAGGAGGAGUCUUCAGGAAGCGACACGGCGCACUGCCAGCUUCUCUGCGACAAUGUGGAUGCCAGAAGGCUAAUGGAACUUCGUCUAAUGGAGUCGUACAAGCGUCGUGAAGAGGAAGAAGGCAGUGCAUCGUCAGCCCUGUCCCCUCACUCGCAUCGACACCUGCCGUCGUUAGAUGAGGACGACUCCGCUUGCGAAGAGGAACUGGCCAGAUUGGCUGCACAGGCGCAAUGCCUCACAGAGUACGCGGGCGGCGCGCGCGGCCGCCCCCCCUCCCCGCAGGCGGCCCCCUUCAACGUGGACGACGUGUGCCGCCCGGGACACACGCUGCUGUGGGACCUGCUGCAGGAUCAUACUGCUGAGCAACUAGCCGAAGGCCUCGCGCUAGAGGCGGAGAAGGCUCUGUGUGCGCUGCUCUGCUUCAGCACGGACAAGUUUAUACGCAUCAAGUUCAUCGAGGGUUGUCUGGAUAACCUCGCCAAUCACAGGUCUGUGGCGGUAUCUCUUCGACUUUUACCGAAGUUGUUUUCGUCGUUUCAACAAUUACGAGGCAUGGAUAUGCAUCAGGUGGUGAUGUGGGCGGAGCGAGAGCGCGGCAUGAUGCGUCUGUUCUUCGAGGACCUGCGCCACUUCACCGCGCAGAAGGUGCCUCCCGGGGACGCGGCGCACUACGCGCAUAUUACGGAGUUGACUGUGCGCCUUCACUUCCUGACGGCGAUAUUCUCGCCGGUCGGGUCGCCGCAUAACUUCCGCCUUACAGUGGAGCAAGUGGAGACGCUCUGGGACUGCCUCGUAGUCCGCAGCGGGCCGGAGUGCGCGGACUGCCUCUACUCGUGGCUGCUGUCUCACAGCAAGAGCGCCGAGCAGCACGCGCUGGGCGCCGACGCGCACCGCUUCCUGUACCAGGACAAGAUGCCCACUAGGGAGCCUGAGACGAUGAGCAUAAUGGGCCUCAGCCUAUACCAACAGCUGUGCAACUUGGCUCGCAUGGCGCUAGGCGCGGGCGACGGGCGGGACGCCGCGCCUCCACACGCCGCCGCCAUGGACCACCUGUGGAAGAUCGCUCUAAGGGCUAAUAGCACAGAUGUCUCAAUGGGCGCCAUCCAGUAUUUAAACAGCUACUACAUGGGCCAGCAGCUUCAACAAGAAGACGAUUUCGUCUCCAAAUGCAUGUUCCACCUGUCAUCGGCGGCAGAAAGACUCAUCUCAAAGAACCAGGACGACGGCGAAGCGUCCACUUCGAAGAAACUUCCAGAAGGGGAAGGCAAGGGGGCGGGGGAGAAGAAGGAGGAAAAGAAGAAUAUUUACGAACACAUGACCGAGGAGGCGGCGCUGCAGUGCAUACAGAGGGCGCUGCUGCUGCUCAAGACGCAUUUGGACACGUUCAAACGACGCUACGCCUACCACCUGCGUCGCUGGGCGCUGGCCGAGAGCGGCGGCUGGGCCGGAGUCCCCGGGGCGGCCGGCACCAUUCGUCUGACAUUACAGCCAGCUGGGGCCGGCCCCCGUGCUGUGAUAGCUCUGCACCAGAGCGAUCUGGUGGCGCAUCUGAGAGCACACGUGCAUGUGUGGUGGGAGAAACAGAUUCAAGGAGAAGAGGGAGUGACGACGUUAUCAACUGAUGGUCCACUGCGGAUGAUCACACAGGGACAAGAAUUGACCAUCGAUUAUGACGAACGGACUUUAUACGACAUGGGCUUCAAGGACAAUCAGCUAGUCUUCGUCUCCGUCGGCGUGUGCGGUCGCGGCGGCGGCGCGUGGUCCGAGUGGGACGCGGCACCUGCCCGCGCCCGCCUGCCCACGCUGCUGCUGCUGGAGCCCGGCUACUUCCACCAGCUGUUCACGCUCAUGCAGGCGCUGGGCCAGAUGAAGGAGCCCGCCGGGAACGGGGAAUCCGUGGCCCACAUGAAAGCGCAACUGCUGUCUCGCCGCGUGUGGGACAUCCUGCAAGCCGUCCCGCUAAACCCAACCUUACUAGAAGCGUUCCAAAACCCAUCGGAAAGCAAACUGCCUGAACUACUCGACCCGACGAGUCCCCAGAAACUUAUGUAUUCACUCCACAUUGUUGACAAACUGAGUUCCACUGGGACAAGCCCGAACAUGGCGAAGGAAGCUUCUGGAAGCGUCGAGAAGAAUGAAGAAGAGAAAUCCGUGGAGAACUGGAAUGAGCUGUUUAUAAAGAAGGGAGGAUUGAGGACGCUCUAUGAUAUUAUGAUGUCGGGAGUGUUACAACGCAGUGACGACAGCGAGUGGCGGCAGGACUGCCUCGCGUUAUUACUGCAGUUGCUGUGUCGCAUCGGCACGUUGCCCUCUUCAGACCCCGCGCAGACUCCCAAACUACACCCGUCCUUACUAUCGUUGAUGAGCGUGGAGGACACAACUGAAAGACUGAUAUCGAUACUGUGUGAGGCCGCGACGCCUAAAGAUCCAACCACCUACAAAACCGGCUUUUGGGGACGUGCUCAGGUGGUGCAACACGCGAUGCGCAUGUGCGUGUGGUGGGCGCGCGGCGGCGGCGACGCGGCGGCGCUGGCGUGGAGCCUGCGCCGCGCCGCCCCCCGGCUGCUGUUGGACGACGCUGAUCCUGCUGUGCGUCGCGAGGCCGGCAGCGCCCUCUACCGGCUGUGCGCGGGGCGGCAGGUGGCCGUGCUGGCGCCGCUGCUGCAGCUGCUGCUGGAGCACCUGCCGCGCGCCGCCGACAUGAGGCCGCACCACGAGGUGGUCCAUCACCACACGGAAGAGGGCAAGGAGCCGUACGGGCCGGCGUGCCGCGACUACUUCUGGCUCGUCUGCCGGCUUAUUGACGGCCUGCCUGAAGACUUCUUUAAAGAAGGCGCAACAUCCGAAGACAGUGGCGCCCCCGACCUCAACGAGCUAUGCGAGCAGAUCCGCUGCUCCCUAGAGAAGCGAGAGAUCAUAGAGAAGCGAGCGGAGGGCAGCGCGCCGGACGACGGGCUCUACGGGCAACUGAGUCUACUCACGCACCUGCUGAAGCAUCCGCUCAGGUUCAAGACCAGCCAUCUGGGGGUGCAGACUAUACAUAUGGUAUUCGGUUUCCUGUUCGACGUGCCGAACCCUGACAAGCGUAACCUGCCCAAGUGCAAGUCCCAGAAGUCUCGCGCGGCGGCCUACGAUCUACUAGUAGAGCUAGUGAGAGGAGCGCCUGAUAACUACAUGGUGCUGCAUCACAAGCUCAUGGACCAUCACAAGCCGGGUCCACAGUCCCCAUACCCCUGGGACUACUGGCCUGCCGAGGAGUCUCGCUCCCCCUGCGGCUACGUGGGGCUCACCAACCUCGGAGCCACCUGCUACAUGGCGGCGUGUAUGCAGCAUCUGUUCAUGAUGCCCAGCGCACGCGCCGCCGUCCUGCGCGCCGACCCCGCUCAUAGCAAGCACGCCGCCACGCUCGACCAGAUGCAGAACAUGUUCGCGUACCUUAUGGAAAGCGAGCGUAAGGCCUACAACCCUCGCAGCUUCUGCAAGGUCUACCAGAUGGACCACCAGCCGCUGAACACGGGGGAGCAGAAGGACAUGGCCGAGUUCUUCAUAGAUCUGGUCUCCAAGCUCGAGGAGAUGACUCCGGAGCUCAAGAAGCUGAUCAAACAGCUGUUCUGUGGAGUGCUGAGUAAUAAUGUCGUGUCGCUGGACUGCCCGCACGUAUCUCGCACCCUAGAAGAGUUCUACACGGUGCGGUGCCAGGUGGCGGACAUGAGGAACCUGCACCAGAGCCUGGACGAGGUCACGGUCAAGGACACGCUGGAGGGCGACAACUGCUACACCUGCUCGCAGUGCUCCAACAAAGUGCGCGCCGAGAAACGGGCGUGCUUCAAGAAGCUCCCCCGCAUCCUGUGCUUCAACACGAUGCGCUACACGUUCAACAUGCUGACCAUGCUGAAGGAGAAGGUGAACACGCACUUCUCGUUCCCGAUGCGCCUCGACAUGUCCGGUUACGUCGAGAAGCACCUCAUGCCGGCGCAGUACCAGGAAGAGAAAAGGAAAUCUGAAUUAAAGAAGGAAGAUGAGAGCAGUCCGCCCGCCGAGGUCGAAGACAACCCAGAGUUUGACGAACACUAUGAAUACGAGCUAAUCGGCGUGACAGUCCACACGGGCACGGCAGACGGCGGCCACUACUACUCGUUCAUACGGGACCGAGAACACGAGCCGCACGACCGCUGGCUGCUGUUCAACGACGCUGAGGUCAAGCCGUUUGACCCAGCGCAUAUAGCUGCAGAAUGCUUUGGUGGAGAGAUGACGAGUAAAACGUACGACUCGGUGACGGACAAGUUCAUGGACUUCUCGUUCGAGAAGACGAACAGCGCGUACAUGCUGUUCUACGAGCUCAGCCCCCCGCGCGGGCAGCGCGGCUCCGACUGCGGACAGUCCGAGGAGGCGCAGUCCUCAACAGCGGGUGACUCGAGCCCCUGCUCCUCUGUAGAACGUCGUCCGUCGGACGUGGCGCCCUCUGUCAAACUACCGCCGGACCUACUCAAGUGGAUCUGGGACGACAACAUGCAGUUCCUGCACGACAAGAACAUAUUCCAGCAUGCGUAUUUCACUUUCAUGGGUCAGAUGUGCAGCUCAGUGCCGCAGUCGCUGCUGACGCUACGACCAGAGAUUACCGAGGUGGCGGCGCGCCUCUCCACGUCGUUCUUCAUAGAGACAUUCAUACAUGCCAAAGAGAAGCCCACCAUGGUGUCAUGGGUGGAGUUAGUAACAAAACAGUUCAACGCAUCGGCGGCGGCGUCCGAGUGGUUCCUAGGACACAUGGCCGACGACACCUGGUGGCCCAUGCAAGUAUUAAUAAAAUGUCCAAACCAAAUGGUCAGACAAAUGUUUCAACGGUUGUGUAUGCACGUCAUUCAGAGGCUGAGAUCUAGUCAUUGUGCCUUAUACCUACAGGGGAUGGAAGAGGAUGAUGAUAAUAGCAAGAUGGCGGAAGGAAGCUGUGUUACUAGGUUUAUAAGAAUGUUACUGUCAUUGAUGGAGAACGGCGCCCGGCAACACCUGCGCCACCUGACGGAGUACUUCAGUCUGCUGUUCGAGUUCAGCAAGAUGGGCGAGGAGGAGGGCAAGUUCAUGCUCAAGAUCAACGCCAUCUCCAGUAUGGUCAACUUCUAUUUGGGGCAGACUACGCCUUCGGCGGAGUCCCCAACCGAAGAGGCGGGCUGCAGCGGCACCACAGAGACGUCGGGCGACAAGCUGCGUCCCGGAGCGCUGGACAAGAUGGUGGCGCUAGUGGGCGGGCUGGUCGAGCGGUCGCGCGACCCCAGCGGACAGCUGACCUUGCACGAGACUGACGCUAAAGCGCUGCUGCAUGCUAAGGGUUUCCCGUUCAUUUACCAGCAGACGCGCGACUGCCUGAACCUGCAGCAGACGCGGUCGCUCAUCUUCGCGCUGUGCCGCUGGAACGAGCCGCUGGCGCAGAAGAUUGUUAAUAUGAUCUUCCAGGCUAUCGCUAAGCAUGCUGAGAGCAGCGGCCCGUUCUUCAAGCUGCUGACGCUGCUGGUGGAGGGCAGCGGCGGCGGCGCGGGCGCGGGGGGCGGGCUGCCGUGCUUCACGCAGCUGGCGCUGGCGCGGCUCUGGGACGUGGGCGACGUGUGCCCGCACGCCGCGCUCGAGUGGCUCGCUCUGCAGGUGCCACGCAACAAAGCAGCUCACGCGUGGGCUCUACGCACAGCCGACCGCUGGGUGGAGACCCAACUUCUAGCGGCCGGCUCAGCGCGGGUCAGAGCCGCCGCGGCCCUACUCCUAGUGGCGCUGGUGCCGUCACAGCACUUCCGGCAGGGGUUCGCGAGGACCCGGCCACAGCCGCAGCCGCUGUCGGCCAAGCUGCCCGAUACGGCGCACCAUACGCUGCAUCAAGUGUACACGAUGCUGCUGGGCAAGUUGAAGGCGGCGCGCAAGUACACGGACAUCGCGGUGCACGGCACCAUGAAGUUGACGGCCUACUUCGGCGUCAUGGCGUAUUGUGUGGUGUCCAGGGUUGAGAAGCUUAUGUUCGGCCAAUACUUCACGGACCUAUGGGACCUGUACCACCCGGGCAUCUCGGAGCCGUCGGUGGGCGUGCACCCCAACAAGCAGGCGUUACUGACCUUCUGGCACGCAGCCAGCGCCGACUGCGCCGAGAACCUGCAGCUGGCCGUCUCGCACGCGCCGCUGCUCAAGCACAUCGCCUUCAACUAUAUACUAGCGGACCACGAAGACGGUGAAGUGGUCUCCUACAACCGAACAAUGCUGCCCCCGUACUACGCUCUACUGCGCCUGUUCGCGCGUCGCUCGGCGUCGUUCGCGCGCGCGCUCGCGCAGCACCAGAACAUACACUGGGCGUUCCGGAACAUAGCUCCACAUGCCCAUCUGUACCCUGCUGCUGCUGAUGAGCUGCUCAGGCUGGCCCGCAUCCUGGCGUCCCGCAGCGGCGGCGGCGGCGGCGGCGGCAACAGCAGCGGCGGCAGCAGCAGCGGCGCGGAGGGCGGCCCCGCGCCCGCGCCCGACGCCCGCGACGCCGCCGCCUUCCGACGGAGCACGCUGUCCGCGUAUCUACAGGGUUUGAAUGGCCGGACAUGUUGGACGACGCUCAUAGCGGCGUUCUGCACGCUCGUGGAGAACGAGGACGACCGCCUGUACGUCGUGUACAACGGAGGGCUGCAGAUGAUCUUUGAGGCGUUACACAGCCUCCACGCGCUGUACCACGAAGGCGCGCACGGCGAAGCGGGCGUGCGCGCAGAACUAUGCGCAGCGCUCCGCUGGGCGCGUGCGCUCUGCCGCUCAGUGCGCACGCGCCGCGAGCCGAGCGACGCAAGGGCCGUGCUACUGGCGUGUAAGGACUGGCCGGAGGGAGCUAGGAGAUUGUUGACCUUGUUGAAUGUGCAUACAAGGCCGACGCACCUGAGGGAUGCUGCGCUAGGAGUCCUCAAAGAGCUAGUCCUAAUAGGCGGCGGGGCAGCCCUAGGCGCCCUAGUGCCUCUGCUAGCCCACGCCCAUGCCGCCGCCCGCGCCGCGCCGCCUCCGCACAAGCCGCGGGCCCCGAGGCCGCAUCUGCACAUGACUGUACCGCCGGUGCGAAGGGCUGAGGCGGCGGCCUUGCUGCAUGUUUAUAGGCCGUAUCAUAGGUUUAUAGACACAUGCUGCCGAGUGGCGCGCGCCCAGCGCUGCAUGUCGGAGCAGCUGGUGCUGCUGUCAGCACUGUGCGCGCUGGAGGCCGUGCCGCUGCGGUUCAACUACUUCGCCACCUUCUGGAACGAGGUCGCUGCCACGCCGUCGGACGCGAAGCUGGCGGAGAUGCUGGCGGAGUGCGGCGCGGCGGCCGAGUACGUGGACGCCGUGCUGCUGGACGAGCGCGCCGCCCUGCACGACCCCGCCGUGCACGCCUUCCUCCAGCACUAUUACCCGCAGCUCGGCAGCGGCACCGCAGCAUCCUCCGCCGCAGCUCUCGCCGAGGAGCUCGCAGCGCACGGCGGCACCGCGCCGCUGUCCACGCUGCUCGGAGACGUGCGCGCGCUGACGCUGCUGCUGGGCGGCGCGGGGGCGGGCGCGGCGGCGGCGGGCGCGGCGCUGAGGGCGGCGCGCGCGCUGCAGAGGCGGCUGGUGGCUGCUGCCGACGAGGAGACCUCCGAACCAGAAGCGCUACCCGAAGCCGCGGCCGAGCCGGUCCGUUGCACCACGCCGGACGGCAGCGAGCCCGAGGAGCCGGACGACCUGGCCGACGAGUCCCCGGCCGAAGAGCCCCCCGCGCCCCCCCGCGGCGCCGCCUACCUGGCCGAGCUGCGCGCCGCCGCCGCCGCCCUCGCCGCCGCCGCGCAACACGCGCUAGCCGAUGGAUAG
Messenger RNA from Plutella xylostella (diamondback moth), 9953 nucleotides. RefSeq names its product ubiquitinyl hydrolase 1 puf (gene puf). Gene Ontology annotation, cellular component: nucleus; cytosol. Lineage: Eukaryota; Metazoa; Arthropoda; Insecta; Lepidoptera; Plutellidae. The record is from RefSeq and is a predicted model, not a curated record. Gene Ontology annotation, molecular function: cysteine-type deubiquitinase activity. Gene Ontology annotation, biological process: protein deubiquitination.